Ochotona princeps (American pika) is the source of this 4561-nucleotide messenger RNA. RefSeq names its product mannosidase alpha class 2A member 1 (gene MAN2A1). The record is from RefSeq and is a predicted model, not a curated record. The coding region runs from base 2 to 3433 and encodes 1143 amino acids. Gene Ontology annotation, molecular function: carbohydrate binding; alpha-mannosidase activity. Lineage: Eukaryota; Metazoa; Chordata; Mammalia; Lagomorpha; Ochotonidae. Gene Ontology annotation, cellular component: Golgi membrane. The transcript is spliced from 22 exons. Gene Ontology annotation, biological process: mannose metabolic process; protein deglycosylation; N-glycan processing.
AAUGAAGUUAAGCCGUCAGUUCACCGUGUUCGGUAGCGCGAUCUUCUGCGUAGUGAUCUUCUCGCUCUACCUGAUGCUGGACCGGGGUCACUUGGACUACCCUAGGAGCCCGCAGCGCGAGGGCUCCUUUCCUCAGGGUCAGCUCUCCAUGUUGCAAGAAAAAAUAGACCAUUUGGAGAGGUUGCUAGCUGAAAAUAAUGAGAUCAUCUCCAAUAUUAGAGACUCGGUCAUCAAUCUGAGUGAGUCCGUGGAUGAUGGCUCGAAAAGUUCGCAAGGCAAUUUCAGCCAGGGCGCUGGCCCUCAUCUUCUGCUUCCACAGCUGCCCCUUCAGUCCCACCCUGCAGACUGUCUCUUUGCCUCCCAGAGCGGAAGGCAGCAUCCAGAUGUGCAGAUGCUGGAUGUGUACAGCCUCAUUCCUUUCGACAAUCCGGACGGUGGAGUUUGGAAGCAAGGGUUUGAUAUUACCUAUCAGAAUGAUGAGUGGGAUGCCGAGCCCCUUCAGGUCUUUGUGGUGCCUCACUCUCACAACGACCCAGGUUGGUUGAAGACUUUCAACGACUACUUUAGAGACAAGACUCAGUAUAUUUUUAAUAAUAUGGUCCUAAAGCUGAAAGAAGAUUCCGGCAGGAAAUUCAUAUGGUCUGAGAUCUCCUACUUUUCCAAGUGGUGGGACUUGAUAGAUACUCAGAAGAAGGAUGCUGUUAAAAGUUUACUAGAAAAUGGCCAACUUGAAAUGGUGACAGGUGGCUGGGUUAUGACCGAUGAAGCUACUUCUCAUUACUUUGCCAUGAUUGACCAACUAAUUGAAGGAAACCAGUGGCUGGAAAAGCAUGUAGGAGUGAAGCCUCGGUCUGGUUGGGCUGUGGAUCCGUUUGGACAUUCACCGACAAUGGCCUACCUUCUGAAACGUGCAGGAUUUUCACACAUGCUCGUCCAGAGGAUACAUUAUGUAGUGAAAAGACACUUUUCAAGACAAAAAACAUUGGAGUUUUUUUGGAGACAGAACUGGGAUCUGGGAUCCGACACAGAUAUUUUUUGCCACAUGAUGCCCUUCUACAGCUAUGACAUCCCUCACACCUGCGGACCUGAUCCUAAAAUAUGCUGUCAGUUUGAUUUUAAUCGACUUCCUGGAGGAAGAUACGCUUGUCCCUGGGGAGUAGCUCCAGAACCAAUUACUCUUGCAAAUGUCCAAAGCAGGGCUUGGAUGCUUCUAGAUCAGUACCGAAAGAAGUCGAAGCUUUACCGCACUAAAGUUCUCCUGGUCCCCCUGGGAGACGAUUUUCGUUUCUCUGAAUACACAGAGUGGGAUGCGCAGUUCAAGAAUUAUGAGCAGCUUUUUAAGUUUAUGAAUUCUCAGCCUAAGUUUAAUGUAAAGAUACAAUUUGGAACUGUAUCCGAUUAUUUUGAUGCCCUGGAUAAAGCAGCUGCAGCUGAGAGUAACAAUGGCCAAUCAGUGUUUCCUGUUGUAAGUGGAGACUUUUUCACCUAUGCCGACCGGGAUGAUCAUUACUGGAGUGGCUACUUUACAUCUAGACCUUUUUACAAAUGGCUGGAUAGAGUCAUGGAAUCCCAGCUACGGGCUGCUGAAAUUCUUUACUAUCUCGCCCUGAAGCAAGCUCAGAAAUACAAGAUCAAAAAUUUUCUUUCAUCUUCACAUUACACGGCACUGACAGAAGCCAGAAGGAACUUGGGAUUGUUUCAGCAUCAUGACGCUAUCACAGGAACUGCCAAAGACUGGGUGGUGGUGGAUUAUGGUACCAGACUCUUUCAUUCGUUGAUGAUUUUGGAGAAGGUCAUCGGAAGUUCUGCCUUUCUUCUCAUUCUGAGGGACAAACACAUGUAUGACUCCUAUUCUCCGGAUUCCUUCUUAGAGAUGGAUCUGAAACAAAAAUCGCAAGAUUCUCUGCCUCGAAAAAAUAUAAUUGAAGUGAGUUCAGAGCCAAGGUACCUCGUGCUCUUUAAUCCUUUGGAGCAAGACCGUAGCACAGUGGUCUCUGUCUACGUGAGUUCUCCCAAGGUGCAGGUGCAGUCCCCCUCAGGAGAAACCUUGGAGGUCCAAGUUAGUGCCGUGUGGGAUGCGGAACAGGCUGUGUCGCAGACGGCCUAUGAGAUUUCUUUCAUAGCACACAUGCCAGCACUGGGACUGAAAGUGUAUAAGAUUUUGGAGUCAGAGGGCUCAAGCCCGCGGUUGGCCGAGUACACCCUGUACAAUGGUGCAGCGAAAGACAAUGGAAUUUUCAAGAUGAAGAAUGUAAUAGAUGCUGAAGAAGCGAUAACCAUUGAGAACUCCUUUCUCACGCUUUGGUUUGAUCAGUCUGGACUUAUGAAGAAAAUAGUGACCAAAGAAGAUGGUAAACACCUUGAUGUGAAUCUACAGUUUUCAUGGUAUGGCACUACAAACAAAAGAGACAAAAGUGGUGCCUACCUCUUCCUACCGGAUGGCAGUGCCAAGACUUAUAUUUUUGCAAAACCACCCUUGGUGAUGGUGACACGUGGAAGGAUGUAUUCGGAAGUGUCUUGCUUUUUGGAACACAUUACCCAUCGAGUCCGGCUCUACCACAUCCAAGGAAUAGAAGGACAGUCUGUGGAAGUUUCCAAUAUUGUGGACAUCCGAAAUACAUUUAACCGGGAGAUAGCCAUGAGAAUUUCUUCUGAAAUUAACAGCCAAGAUAAAUUUUAUACUGACCUAAAUGGAUACCAGAUCCAGCCGAGGACGACGAUGAGCAAGUUGCCUAUUCAAGCGAAUGUGUACCCCAUGACCACCAUGGCUUACAUCCAGGACACCAGGCAUCGCUUAACGCUGCUGUCGGCUCAGUCCUUGGGUGUCUCCAGUUUGAGUAGUGGUCAGAUUGAAGUCAUCAUGGAUCGAAGACUCAUGCAAGAUGAUAAUCGCGGCCUGGGGCAAGGCGUCCGGGAUAACAAGCUUACUGCUAAUCUGUUCCGAAUACUGCUAGAAAGAAGAAGUGAUGUUAACCUGGAAGAAGAGAAGAAUCCUGUCAGCUAUCCCUCCCUCGUCAGCCACCUGACUUCUUUGUUCCUGAAUCAUCCUGUCUUUCCCAUGACGGAGAAAGUGUCAGCCAGCUCCAAGCUGCUGGGUGAAUUCACCCCACUCGCCUCACCUCUGCCUUGUGAUAUCCACCUGGUUAACCUGAGGACAAUUCAGGCCAAGGUGGGCAACGGCUACUCUGACGAGGCGGCCUUGAUCCUCCACAGGAAAGGCUUUGACUGUCGGUUUCCCAGUAGAAACACGGGGCUGUUUUGCUCCACCACUCAGGGAAAGAUCUCGGUACAUAAACUUUUUACCAAGUUUACUGUCGAAAGCCUCACAGCUUCAUCGUUAUCGUUGAUGCAUUCACCCACAGACGCCCAGAACAUAAGUGAGAUCAACUUGAGUCCCAUGGAAAUCAGUACAUUUCGCAUCCGUUUGAGGUGAACAUGACUUGCAGGUCUGGCUCGGGAAGUGCUGGCUUUUCUACCUUUCUAGGUUUGACGUGCAAUAAGGAAGCACGUGAUUUUUGCUUCUGGCUAUGCUGAGAACAUGAUUCUGUAAUUUAAAAACAAAUGGGACAGAAAGAAACACGAGAAAGCCAUGCUAUGACCCAGGUCUCUUCAAGGUCUUCCUGCGGAUCUGCCAUCGGUAGGAAUGGAUGCAAGAAGCGAAGAAGUUUUUGAAGACAACCUCUCAACAGCUCGUAACUCAGGUUAAAUGCUAAUUCUGUCUGUGUUGGGGGUUGGGAAGAGAUUCGUAUCUGUAUUUGUAUUGCUAAUCCUUUGUUGGUUGUACAGGAACACCUGUUUGACCAAAACAGAGUUUAAAAAAGCAAAAGCAACUGAUGGGUAAUAGCUAAUGGCCAAAAUGGUUACAAUUAUUCAUACACAUUAGAGAAACUUGUGUGUGUUGAAAUAUGUGGAAAGUGCAAUCCCUUGGCCCUUAUUAUAAACAUAGCUGAUUUUCACACCUUUUUUAUAUGACCCUCAACCCACCCCUUCCCUCCCUUUGUAAGUAUUUCCAGAAAUACCUGAUUUUGAAUCAUUCAGCAGUAGAAAAAGAGGCAUAUUUUCAUUACUUGACAAUGUGGGAUAGGUGCAAUUUAUUCCAUUGUCACUGAGAUAGAAGAAGCAAUUCCAUAGGUACCAUAAACCUAUUUUGGGUACCUGCAAGGUGUCUUUUUACACGGCUCAUUUGAAUACAGGUGUUCUGAGAUGGGGUUUUCUAUUUUAAAAUUACCAUAUCAAAAUAGAUGUGCCUUAUUUUUUUAUAAGUCUUGUUAAAUCUUUUGGUGUCCAUAUUACUGUCAGGGGAGGGAGGACACAGGGGGAGGGGCGUGGGUACUUCUUAUGGCACAUAAAUUAUGUGAUUUUUGCCUGACAAUACCGGCCACCUUCUGAUCUGUUUCAUUCCAUUUGGGGUGAUGUCACUCAAUGUUACUCUUAAAUUUUUUGACUAUUUGAAUGUACUAAGAUGUCAGAUAACAAAAUAGGGAAGGAAAAUAUUGUUCUUUAUAAUAUGCUGCUGCCAAGGAAGCUGCAACUUGAAGCGUGGAUUUUGUGACACGCAAAA